Molecule: messenger RNA, 1755 nt
Organism: Alosa sapidissima (American shad)
Lineage: Eukaryota; Metazoa; Chordata; Actinopteri; Clupeiformes; Clupeidae
Gene: gja9a
Product: gap junction protein alpha 9a
Exons: 2
Coding region: 108-1625 (505 amino acids)
Biological process (GO): cell communication
Cellular component (GO): connexin complex
Source: RefSeq, a predicted model, not a curated record
UAACAAGCCAAGUGUUUAACAAUGUGAAAUUCUGGGAUUUAAUCCGCACUAUGUUGCGUUUUACAUAUGUUUUUUCUGGCUGAAGUCACAAAGAUGCGCGUGUGAAGAUGGGGGACUGGAACUUCCUUGGUGGGAUCUUGGAGGAGGUCCACAUCCACUCCACCAUGGUGGGGAAGAUCUGGCUGACCAUCCUCUUCAUCUUCCGCAUGCUGGUGCUGGGCGUGGCGGCCGAGGACGUGUGGAACGACGAGCAGUCCGACUUCAUCUGCAACACGGAGCAACCCGGUUGCCGCAACGUCUGCUAUGACCUGGCCUUCCCCAUCUCGCUCAUCCGCUACUGGGUGCUGCAGGUCAUCUUCGUCUCGUCGCCCUCCCUCGUCUACAUGGGCCACGCGCUCUACCGGCUGCGGGCGCUGGAGAAGGAGCGCCAGCGCAAGAAGAUCGCGCUCCGCCGCGAGCUGGAGGAGGUGGACGCGGAGCAGGCGGAGGUGCGGCGGAAGAUCGAGCGCGAGAUGCGGCAGCUGGACCAGGGCAAGCUGAACAAGGCGCCGCUGCGCGGCUCGCUGCUGCGCACCUACGUGGCGCACAUCAUCACGCGCUCCGCCGUGGAGGUGGGCUUCAUCACGGGUCAGUACAUGCUCUACGGCUUCCAGCUGGACCCGCUCUUCAAGUGCGAGCGCGAGCCGUGCCCUAAUGCCGUGGACUGCUUCGUGUCGCGGCCCACCGAGAAGAGCGUCUUCAUGGUGUUCAUGCAGUGCAUCGCCUUCAUCUCACUCUUCCUCAACAUCCUGGAGAUCAUGCACCUGGGCUACAAGACACUCAAGAAGGGCAUCCUGGACAUCUACCCACACCUGAGGGACGACCUGGAAGACAGCUACUACCCCAGCAAGUGCAAGAAGGAUUCGGUGGUCCCCCAAAUGGGCAUGACCACCGGGCGAAAGGCCACGCUGCCCUCUGCACCGAGCGGCUACAAUCUGCUCAUGGAGAAGCCGCCUGACGGUCCAGCCUACCCCCCUCUCAUCAACCCCUCCUCUGCCUUCGUACCGGUUCAGGGGGACGGGCCGCCUAAAGGUGGGGUGGACGCCCUCAAAGAGUCGGCGCACAGCCCCACGGAAUACAACAGCAACUCCAACAACACCAGCAGCUCAGGGCCGAGCAAAUCGGUCACUCCACCCAAGCCGGACGAGGCGGAGGAGCAGGCACACCUCCCACCGCAUGACGAGGAGCGGGAGUCGGAGAGCAGCCCUGACUCGCCCGUCCUGCCCAGGGACUCCACGCACUCCUCGUGCCCCACGCUGCCGGUGAGUGCGGUCAAGAAGCCCUGGAAGGUCACCGCACCCUGGCACUGCUCCACGGUGGUCGAGGGCAACACCUCGGAGGCGGACUCGUACGGGAGUGCCAAGGGUCGUGCCGGUGCCAACGGCAGCGCACCCUACACCGUCGUUCGGUCCCGCUCGGGCUCCAAGUCCAAGAGACCCAGCCGGCCCUGCACACCUGACUCCAUCGAGGAGACGAGCUCGGAAUCGAGGGGAAGCCCUAGAAUGUUGUCUCCGGCCCGCCGCACAUCAGUGGCCAGCAGCAGCACCAGCAGCAGACGAGCCGCCCCAACAGACCUGCAGAUAUAACGGCCUGACAGUCGGGCCAUCAGAAGUGCCCAACUUCGACCGCAAGGUGACAGGAUAUUCAUUUGGAGAACCCUGGAAAAUAAAGACAUGUGAACAGUCUGUAGAGUCCACUUAUCCAAAACUUUUCUAG